AUGGCGGAAGAAGAUCAGGAGAAGACCUCUUUCAUUACCGAUCGGGGCUUGUAUUGUUACAAGGUGAUGCCGUUCGAACUGAAGAACGCGGGCGCUACAUAUCAGAGGUUGGUGAACAAGAUGUUUGAGAAACAAAUGGGCCGGAAUGUGGAAGUGUACGUUGAUGACAUGCUCGUGAAAAGUGUGAAGGCCCUGGAUCACGUCUCCGAUCUGAGGGAGACGUUCGAUACGAUAAGGCGUUACCGAAUGAGGUUAAACCCGGCUAAGUGCGCCUUUGGGGUCUCGUCCGGUAAAUUCUUGGGAUAUUUGGUGUCCCAGAGGGGCAUAGAGGCGAACCCCGAAAAAGUCAGAGCGGUGCUGGAAAUGCAACCACCGAGGACCACGAAACAAUUACAGCAACUGACUGGACGGAUAGCGGACUUGAACCGGUUCAUUUCGAGGUCUACCGACAAGUGCCUUCCCUUCUUUAGAAUCCUGAAGAAGGCAUUUGUGUGGGAUUCGAAGUGCGAAGAGGCUUUUGGGAAUCUGAAAGAGUAUUUGAUGAACCCUCCUCUCUUGAGUCGACCAGUGGAAGGAGAAGUCCUCUAUAUGUACUUGGCUGUAUCAUCCUCGGCGGUCUCCUCAGCUCUCGUCUGGGAAGAGAAGGGUAUACAGAAGCCAGUGUACUUCACGAGCAGAGCACUCCGCGGGACGGAAGAGAGAUACCCGAGGAUAGAAAAGUUGGCAUUUGCCCUGAUUGUGUCCGCCCGGAAACUGAGGCCUUAUUUCCAGGCGCACGCCAUCCGAGUACUAACUAAGUACCCCUUGAAGAAGGCACUGGCCGAUUUUUUCCUUGAAUUUUGCAAUACUCCGGAGCCCCGGGACCCAGCGCAGCAUCCACUAUGGGUAGUUUACGUGGACGGCUCCUCUCAGUGCCAACGAAGCGGUGUGGGAGUGAUACUGAAGAGCCCGCAGAAGCAGAAGUUCCAGUAUGCCAUCAAAUUGGACUUCGCCACGACCAAUAAUGAGGUAGAGUACGAAGCGGUACUGGCGGGCCUAGCAAUUGCGCGGGAAGUAGGGGCCCUCAAUUUUGAAAUUCGGAGCGAUUCACAAGUGGUCGUUGGCCAGAUCUCGGGAGAAUUUGCCGCACAAGGAGACCGACUGGCCAAAUACUUGGAAAAGGUGCAUGACCUACAAUCUAGUUUCAGGACUUUGACGGUCAUAAAGAUCCCUCGCGAAAGAAAUGUUCAAGCGGAUGCCCUGGCUAGGGCUGGUUCCGCGACCGACCAAGAAAUCGCAAAAAUGAAGCGGCAAGUGCUGGUUCAACCCAACCCAUCGAUUGACAAGAGUCAAUGUGUGUUGCAGGUGGCCCGAGAGAGGGAACCGGAACCCGAAUGGGCCUCGGACGUAAUUAGAUACUUAAGAAGUGGAAAGCUACCCAGUCAUAAAGAGCAGGCCCAUAAAGUGAAACUACAGGCUGCACGCUACAUGAUGGUGGACGACAUGCUGUAUAGAAGGGGAUACUCACACCCACUACUGAAGUGUCUCUCGGCUCCGGAGGCCAACUAUGUGCUAAGGGAAAUUCAUGAAGGAGUUUGCGGGAACCACUCGGGAGGAAGAAUGCUGGCCAUCAAGGCGGUGAGAGCCGGGUAUUACUGGCCCAUGAUGACGCGGGACUCGAUGGAGUUUGUCCGGAGUUGUGAUAAAUGUCAGCGGUUUGCCCGGGUAAUGAAGAACCCGCCCGAGAGACUCACGUCGGUCUUGUCACCUUGGCCGUUCUCUAAGUGGGGGGUUGGACUUGGUCGGUCCGAUGCCAUGCGGGAAAGGGAAAAAGAGGUUCUUGGUGGUGGCCGUCGACUACUUCACAAAGUGGGCGGAAGCUGA
Molecule: messenger RNA, 1863 nt
Organism: Alnus glutinosa
Lineage: Eukaryota; Viridiplantae; Streptophyta; Magnoliopsida; Fagales; Betulaceae
Exons: 2
Coding region: 1-1863 (620 amino acids)
Molecular function (GO): RNA-DNA hybrid ribonuclease activity; nucleic acid binding
Source: RefSeq, a predicted model, not a curated record